AUCGACAGAAGGGAGGCAGGAAGCUGACGGGCAGCAACGAUGCGGACGCUGUGCUUUUUCUGGUCUCUGGCAGUGUGGCUGGGUUCUGGAGAAUCCCAGACUGUGACUCAGACUCCGAUCGUGUCGGUGAGUCCAGGAGCCACGGCCAUGCUGAAUUGUUACAUCGGAACAAAGGAUAACAAUUAUGUAAGUUGGUACAAGGAGGCACCAGGAACAGCUCCACAAUGGAUCUUAUACUACCAUCACUCGCUCAGCGGCCCGACCAACGCGCCUGGGUUCAGCAGCGACCGUUUCACAUCGACAUUCAACAGCGCCGGCACCAUUUACCAGUUGAUCAUUAAAAACGUGGAGCUAAGUGACGCUGCGGUCUAUUACUGCGGAAAAUGGUUUUCAACGGGGGUGUUCGGCCCAGGGUCCAAGCUCUUUGUUACAGAUCGGCAAUUCCCAGACCCUUCAGUGAAACUACUUGGCCCGUCAGCCGAGCAGAUCUCCACUAAAGGAGCGGGCACCUUAGUUUGCCUGGUCAGUAAAUUGUCGAUGGGCUUCCCUGUCGUCUCCUGGGCAGUGAACGACAGUCCGACGAGCAGUGAGGUGCAAACCAGCGGGGUGACUCAGAACGCGGACAAAACCUUCAGUCUCAGCAGCUACCUGACGGUGCCCAGCGCAGACUGGAGCAGUGGGAAGAGGUACUCCUGCUCAGUUCAACAAGGAGCAGCCUCGACAAUAUCCGCAACAGUCACAAAAUCCAGCUGUUAAACACAGCGCGGUUUCGGCCUUGUUUGUUCCCGGAUUAACGGGAGAUCACCGCUUUAUAUCUUUCACCUCUACCACUCUUACUCGCUCAUCCCGGUACUUCCCUUCUGUUCCGCUCUCUGUAGUUUCCACUGUGAUGUUGGAUUAUUUGUACCCUCGGCUGCUUUUGAUCUUGCUCUGACUGAGAGGCUAUACUGUGUUAAAGUGGACUUGUCUUCUGAAAAUUUCAGCCGGUAUUUGGUUUCUCUUCCAUCGGUGUUCGAUUAAUUAGAAUGAUUGAUAAAUGUUUUUGUGAUUCAGCAUCAGGAUCAGACUGACAGAC
This is a messenger RNA of Hypanus sabinus (Atlantic stingray), 1075 nucleotides long. Its product is annotated as immunoglobulin lambda-1 light chain-like. The record is from RefSeq and is a predicted model, not a curated record. NCBI's taxonomy places the organism in Eukaryota, Metazoa, Chordata, Chondrichthyes, Myliobatiformes, Dasyatidae. The coding region runs from base 40 to 756 and encodes 238 amino acids. The transcript is spliced from 3 exons.